Messenger RNA from Planococcus citri (citrus mealybug), 2996 nucleotides. Its product is annotated as beta-1,4-galactosyltransferase 4-like. Gene Ontology annotation, cellular component: Golgi apparatus. Gene Ontology annotation, biological process: glycosphingolipid biosynthetic process; carbohydrate metabolic process. The record is from RefSeq and is a predicted model, not a curated record. Bases 1862 to 2914 code for a protein of 350 amino acids. Gene Ontology annotation, molecular function: galactosyltransferase activity; N-acetyl-beta-glucosaminyl-derivative 4-beta-N-acetylgalactosaminyltransferase activity. Lineage: Eukaryota; Metazoa; Arthropoda; Insecta; Hemiptera; Pseudococcidae. The transcript is spliced from 6 exons.
AAACGUGCAUAUGAAAUAACUAAUCUAUCAUUAGUUUAUCUAGGAAUAGUGUAACACGCGUUUUCAUAAUCUUCUAAACCUCUUUCCCAUUUUUGAAGAUUUUUCAUUGUUUAUGGUUUUUUUAAGGGUGUUUACAUGUAGGCCGUAGGGCUAACGGCCCAGUUUCUUUUUAGGCUACGGACAUGACAUGAGCGUUGAGCGUUUUCAAAUUUUCAAAGUUCGUUUGACGCUCUCGCUGAUGCUCAAAUAUCAAAAUUUUUUGAUAUUUCUGAGCGUUGAGUGUCAUCGCUCAGAAAUAUUCUCGUCAAAAUCGUCUAACGUUAAGAUUACGUUUUUUAAAUUUUCGCCAACGCUCUCGCUAACGCUCAACGCUCAUGUCGUGUCCGCAGCCUUACUCUCUCUAGUUUUUUUACUCCCCAAGAAUUUUCUGAAAAAUAAUUCACCAUUAAAGUCAUGAAUCGAUUUGAAAACCAAAACCAUGUUAACAAUGUUUUGUGCUUCUUUUGGAACACAAUGCCCUUGGAAAUCUGCAUUUUCCAUUCAAUGUUCAUGGUUCAGGAGACUUUGAAAAUUGUGAUGUGAAUUUUAGUCGGUUUUCUUAACAAAAUUAUCAAAAAGUGUGUUUUGAUUUUAAGGAUUGGACGUGCUAAUUUCCAUCAAAAUGAGUUUGUGAGUACAUCGCUGAAUUCUACACACUCUGGUCUAUUAGAUGAGCCAGGGCUUAAAACCACCAAAAACCAAAUAAAACCACAAUAAACACGUUUUUUCAAUUGGUUUUAACCACUACCACAACCAUUUCAACUUCUUUUUGUAAAUUUCAAAAACAACAACAAAAAUGAACCAAUAUAAUAUGUUGGAAAAAAAUGAAAACCAAUUCAUUUGAAAAGAACCAUUUGGAAAAAAAUUGAAUUGAAAAAACCGAAAACACCAAAAAGUUGUGUUCUUUGGAGAAAACUACAACCACAAGAACCAUUUCAAUGAAUUUCAAAUGUAGCCAUACCUAACCAAUAACAACCAAUUCAUGAAAUAAGUAGUUCUUUUGGUUUCUCCAAUUUUUCAAUUUUUCUAGACUAGUGAUGGAAAUUUUCUGUUUUUUUGUCUCAAAUCAGACUUUUGUACCUUAAUUUGUUUUUCUGUAAAUUUUUCAAUAUUUGAAAAUAUAAUUUUUGAUGUAAAAACCAGCACAACCAUCAAAACUAUUUGAAAAUUUGAAAUGGUUUUUGAUAUGAAAAACCACUACUACCUACCACAAAAAAAAACAAUUACAAAACCAAAACCACAUCCAUACCAUAAUGAAAAAAAAAUUGAAACCAUUUCAAAACCAGAACCAGAAAAACUUUGAAACUUAAACCGUAGAGUGAUUGCAAAACCAAUUCAGAAACCAUAACCAAAAACCAUUAUUGUUGAGUCUUUUAAAAACCACCUAUCUCAACAACCAAUAAAAUCCAAAUGGUUUUAACUUUUAAGCCCUGAGAUGAGCUAGUUAUUUUUCAUCAAAAUUGUUUGUUAAAAAUUAGAGGGGGUAAAGAAUCUUGUUAAGAAAUGUGCGCUGAUUUCAAAAAGUUUUUUAGUUUUUAUCUAGCUUUAUUAGAUCAAAAGAAAUUUCGAGAUACUAUGUCCUUGGGGGGGGAGGGGUAAAAAAUAGGGCCGUUACCCCUGCUCCAGUCUCGAUUUACGUGUCUCGUUUUGGUCCUACUGUUGUUUAUUUAUUUGAGAUUAUACUCAUUUCAACUAGGUAUAAAAAUAAUGUAAGAUUAUAAUUUUAAAAAAAAAAAAGUUACAUUUGAAAAUAGUUGGCUAAUUUAAAAUAUUGUACAUGAAAUGUUCUUCGAAAUGAAUUUUAGUUUUUGUCGUGGUAACGAUGGCGUGUUCAUUACUACCAGUUUUUUACUUUUUUCUGACCGUUCAUUACGCUUUCAACGCUGUAAUUCAAAACUCCAACUCCCAUUUAGGACCUUUAUUUCCCAUAAACAACACUAACGUAGCAGUGCAUUUCAAAGGGAGUAAUGAGUAUGAAGCACAAUUGAAAUCUGAAAUAAGAAACGAAUUACGUAAUACAUCUGAUGCUUCCGAUGUUUAUUACAAUGAGCGAAACAUAUCUCAACUUUGCCCGGAAAUACCUCUUAAUCUGGAGGGCAAAGUGCAGUUAAUCACAGAAGCGGCUGGUUCUUUGAAAAGCUUACGCGAUGAAUUUGAGAAUUCUAAUCUUCAAAUUGAUGGACGUUACCAGCCAAAUGAAUGUCGAGCACGUCAUAUGGUUGCUGUUCUCGUACCAUAUAGAGAUCGUUUCGAACAUCUGAUUAUUUUUUUGAAAAAUAUUCAUCCGUUCUUACAAAAACAACAAUUGGAUUAUACUAUUUUUAUUGUGGAGCAAGCAGGCGAUCGCCCAUUCAAUCGCGGUAUGUUGUUUAAUGUGGGAUUUUUCGAGGCGAUGAAAAUUCGCCCCUUUGACUGUUUCAUAUUUCACGACGUGGAUCUACUGCCCGAGGACGACAGAAAUUUAUACACAUGCGCGAAUCAGCCUCUUCAUAUGGCCGUGGCCAGGAGUAAAUCCGCAUAUGAGUUACCACAUAUCAAUUACUUUGGCGGAGUUAGUGCCUUAUCCACUGAACAUUUUCUACUAGUAAACGGUUUCAGUAACCUGUUUUGGGGAUGGGGUUCAGAAGACGAUGAUUUGUUCAUGCGUGUAAUGAAGAGCGAUUUGAAUGUAUCAAGAUAUUCCUCUAAUAUUGCUCGUUAUACGGCGUUGGCCCAUGAACAGCAAAAACCCAAUCCUGACAGAUUUGAAAAAUUAAUCGAGAGUCAAAAACGUUUCCAAACCGAAGGACUAAACAGCAUAGAGUAUAAAAUACUGGCUCUUCAACCGUGGAAACUUUUCACAUGGAUUUUGGUCGAGCUCGCGGUACUUUCAUAAAACUUUGUACGUCGUCACGACGUAGGUACAUUGAAAGCUGUAGCAAUGUAGCGCCCAUAUUGUACAUAGAAUCUCUUACUUA